UCCUCCUAUGUAUGCAAGUAUGGAUAAACUCUGAAAACUUUAUGACCCUUUCUCUUUCUCUCUCAAGAUUCCAUCUUUAUGCAAACAUAUGAGGCUCCACCACAAUACCCAAUCAACCCCACCUCUACAUAUAAUUUUCUGUUGAUUGUGAGAUCUUUUCAUCAUCACCCCCUAUUUUAUGCUUAACCAUUAUAAUAAAAAUACAUACACACACCCCAUUUCUUUACAUAAAUAUAUACAAUAAAAAUUGACAUCAAGGGUGGGAGUUAUUAAGCUGAACAACAACAGAGGUGGUCAGAAAAGGGUCUUCUUGGUAUUAUUAUUUUGCUUGGUUUGUGUUGUUUUCAGGUAUACAAUCAUUAAGAUAUAAUCCUUGAGUCUACAAAGUUGUUCAACGGACAAAGACUAUAUUUACUAUGGGUGGAUAUAAUGAUGGUCCCUUGGCUGGAGAGUGGAUGCCUCCAAGCCCUAGCCCGAGGUCUUUUUUCUCAUCAAUGUUGGGUGACGAUGUUAGCUUCAGGUCAAUUACUGAUCUAUCAAGUGAUAAUAGAGGCGGGACCUUGUUUUCGCCCCCCGCAGAUAAUAAUGUGGGAGCAAAUUCUGAUGAGAAGAACGAUGGACGACGCAGUGCAGAUGAAGUUCAAGCCAUUAAUCAAAAUUCACCCUCUGAACAAAAAUUGAGCUUGCGAAAAGGUCUAUCAGAAAGGAUGGCUGCUAGGGCUGGUUUCAGUGCUCCAAGGUUAGAUACCGAAAGCAUUAAACCUGCUGAUCUGUCACAGAGCUCUGGAAUGCAGUCUCCUUACUUAACAAUUCCUCCUGGCCUUAGCCCAACUACCCUGCUAGAUUCCCCUGUUUUUCUCUCGAAUUCACUGGUUCAGCCAUCUCCAACAACUGGAAAAUUUCCAUUUGCUUCGGGUGGUAAUGGUCGAAGCUCUAUUUUUAUGAUGGAAGGAACUGAUAAGCGCAAAGAUGAUUUCUUUGAUAAUAUAUAUACUUCAUCUUUCGCAUUUAAGCCUGCUGCUGAAUCUAGUCCUUCACUUUUUCUUGGUGGGGGAGCUUCAUCCAAUGUCCCUCAUCAAUCACUUCCCGGAAUGGAGAUUUCGGGUCAACCAGACAACUCCUAUUUGCCUCAAAGUGUAGAACCUGAAAAAGAACUUUCUCCACCUCUAAAUGAGCAGCAUGAUGUGGAUGCUGAUCAGAGGGGAGAUACAAAUGUGGGUAAUGCUCCAUCUGAGGACGGCUAUAACUGGAGAAAAUAUGGACAGAAACAAGUGAAGGGAAGUGAAUAUCCUCGUAGUUACUACAAGUGCACACAUCAAAACUGUCCAGUCAAGAAAAAGGUGGAGAGAUCUCAUGAAGGCCACAUAACAGAGAUAAUCUACAAAGGGGCUCAUAAUCACCCCAAACCUCCACCCAAUCGAAGGUCAGGCAUUGGAUCCUCAAAUGCACUCAGCGAGAUGCAACUUGAUAUGGCUGAACAAAAUGGAUCUGCUGUUGAUGUUGAUCCAGCUUUGACAGUUAUGAAAAAGUCAGGAGCCUCUUAUUGGAGGCACGAUAACUUUGAGGUCACAUCAUCAGCUGCAAUGGGACCUGAGUAUGGAAACAAUCCUUCUACACUGCAGGCAGCAGGUGGUGCUCAAUUGGAAUCCGGUGAUCAAGUAGACCGUUCUACUACCUUUUCAAAUGAUGAAGACGAUGAACGUGGUACACAUGGAAGUGUUUCAAUAGAUUAUGACGGUGAAGAAGAUGAGUCUGAAUCAAAGAGAAGAAAAGUUGAAGCUUAUGCGACUGAAGUGAGUGGUGCCACCAGAGCUAUCAGAGAGCCUCGAGUUGUGGUGCAGACAACAAGUGAGGUGGACAUACUUGAUGAUGGAUAUCGCUGGAGAAAGUAUGGGCAGAAAGUAGUAAAAGGAAAUCCGAAUCCAAGGAGUUACUACAAGUGUACCAAUGCUGGCUGUACAGUAAGGAAACAUGUCGAGAGGGCUUCCCAUGAUCUCAAAUCAGUAAUAACCACAUAUGAAGGCAAACACAACCAUGAUGUUCCUGCUGCUCGUAACAGCAGUCAUGCUAAUUCUGGUGUUACCAACCCAGUGCCUUCAUCUGCUGGUGCAUCUCAAUCCCAUGCUCACAGAUCUGAGGUAGCACAGCUUCAGAACAACAUGGCACGAUUUGAAAGGCCUCAGUCACUAGGCUCAUUUGGUUUACCUGGAAGGCAGCAAAUGGGACCUUCCCAUGGCUUUGGUUUCGGAAUGAACCAACCAAGCUUAGCCAAUCUGGGAAUGGCUGGAUUGGUUCCUAAUGAAAGUAAGAUGCCUGCAAUGCCUAAUCAUCCCUUCUUUGGACAGCCUCGGCCAAUGAAUGACAUGGACUUUAUGCUGCCGAAAGGAGAGCCAAAACAGGAGCCAAUGUCGGAGCCUAGUCUAAACAAUAGCAAUGGUACAUCCGUCUAUCAACAGUAUAUGAGUAGGUAUUCUCUUGGACCUCAGAUGUAAAGUUUUGCUGUUCGGGCACAUUUUCCUUUAUUUGAAGAAAAGGAAACAGAAAGCACAACUUUAGAUUUCAUAAGACUCCUAAGUGUGCUACUCUUCCUUUGUACUUUGUUGUUUUGUUUCGACUAUUUUGUAUUGGGGUUACAGUAGACACAAAAGUUUACCAUAAGGCGAUUUAUACACACAGUAGCACUAGCUGCUGUUAUUUGGACGCAAA
Messenger RNA from Daucus carota subsp. sativus, 2706 nucleotides. Its product is annotated as probable WRKY transcription factor 2. Gene Ontology annotation, molecular function: sequence-specific DNA binding; DNA-binding transcription factor activity. The transcript has 7 exons. Gene Ontology annotation, biological process: regulation of DNA-templated transcription. Bases 417 to 2492 code for a protein of 691 amino acids. Lineage: Eukaryota; Viridiplantae; Streptophyta; Magnoliopsida; Apiales; Apiaceae. The record is from RefSeq and is a predicted model, not a curated record.